AAAUAUCACGAUGUAUUGAAAACAUUGGCUAUAAAAAUGCGUUGGAUAAUCCAGAACGUUGGAUAAGUGAGUGUUGGAUAAGUGAGACUCUACUGUAUGUUUAUAUCCCAACAAAAGAUUCCCCCAGGUAAGUUGCAGCCAAGCUUUGAAGCUGCAAGGCUUUUCACUGCUAAUCAAGGCGAUCAGUUGCAGCAAUUCACACUUGCCUCAAAUAAAUAAGAGUACUUUCUCCUACCUUGGAUAUUCCGCAAAUAUAUAAACCCCACUUGCCUAGUUUCUCCAUGCCUCACAACCUCUGAGGAUGCCUGCCAUAGAUACAGGCGAAACGUCAGGAGAGAAUGCUUCUGGAACAUGGCCAUACAGGACGGAAAGCUCACAGCAACCCACUGUCUGUACUGUUUCCUGGUAAUAAACGGGCCAGUGGCGAGUACUCAAGAAUUGUAACCUUGUGCACACGAUUCAGACCUGGAGUACUGAAUGGACGGGGGCAGCAUUAACGGCCCUUUCCUACACGUGCUUGGGCCAUAGAACACGCUGUAUUCAGAGAGCGUCUUGCCUCGCUUCCUCUCUCCUUUGCUUCAGGGGCUAAACACAGAGGCCCCGCCCCCUGUAGAGGCGCGCCAAGCCCCGCCCCCUUGCCAGGCUCCGGCCACGCCCCGACAGGUGUGUUUUCUGGCGCAUGCGCUUUGCGUGUCCCUUUGGCCGAGAUGGCGAUGCCUAGCUCCUGGGGCCACGUUUGUCUCCGGUGGCUGCGACGCGGAUGCUGGGUCCUGGCGUACCUCGGGGCUCUAGGCGUGGCGGCUUUCUUGCUCCUCCUCUCCAGGCCUGGCACUAGUUUAUUUUCUUGGCACCCUUUCCUCAUGUCAAUAGCAUUUUGCCUCAGCCUGACUGAAGCCAUCCUGAUCUUUUCACCAGACAGCUCAUUAUUCCUCUUCUGCUGUUGCUUCCACAAAGUGCACACGCAACUGCAUUGGACUCUUCAGACGCUGGCGCUUGUGGCUGCAGCAUUGGGCUUGGCCUUCAUUGUCUCCAGCAAGAACCGGAGUGAACUCCCACACUUUGUCUCCUGGCACAGCAUUAUGGGUCUCCUGACCUUUGUGGCUGCAUGUGGGCAUAUCUUGUGUGGACUUUGCCUACGUUUUCCACACCUCCUGAGAAUGUCGUUUAUACCUACGCUCCGGCAGUACCACCUUAUUUGUGGACUGAUAGUUUACCUUCUUGCCACGUUCACUGUGGUGCUAGCCAUCUGUUCUGAUUGGUUUCAGGCUCAGAUUAAAGGACUUGUUUGGUAUUUAUCUGUGGGGCUGCCCUUCUGCCCAGCCUUGGUGAUUGUGAACCAGGUCGCAAGAACUCAUUUGCCAAAGAAGGGACAAUACGUCUAAAUCUCAGAAGGACCCUUGGGAAGCAAAAUUUCAUCCACUUUGUUUCCCCCUGAUUUAUUACAAUACUUUGUGAACCUCUGUGUCAUGUGCUUCUUUUGUUCUGUUCUGUGUUGUGUGUAUUGUUGUGCACAUGUGCAAAUGUGUGAUAUGUCUUGAUUUAGAAAAAUAUUCUCCUGUUUCAGUUUUUGUCUAGCAUGUGCUAAUUCUUGUUCAGAAUUCUCCAGUAUUCUGGAGAAAAAAACAUUGUUUUUCAGCUCAUCAAUCAACAGAGAUGCUGAGGAAGUCCUGUAAUGCUUUCCUGAUGCAGAAAACUAGAUUACAUUUUCUGGUUUUAACUUUUGCAGUAUAGAUUAUUCACAGAUUUGAUUAAUAUGUUCUUUCCAGAAAUCUCUACAUCCUAUAGCACAACUCUGUGGUCAACCUUUGGCAAAAGCUGACCAUAGAGUCAUGUUGAGAGACCUAGGAUUCCAUGAAAGGUUUUGUCUAAUAUUUUUUAAAAGUGUUGUUUUUUUUUAAUGUGGUGUUUGUUUGUUUUUUUCACUUUUAUUGUCUUGGGCAUGUAAAAAUACAUUUUUAAAAAGGUUUUAAAGAUUUUUCGCUGAACCCUUACAAUUUCUUGUGGAAUCCUCUGUUUACACAGAACACAGUUUGGGAACUGCUACUCUAUAGUAGUCGUCCUUUGUGUCAUCUAAAGGUGUUAAAUCAGACACAGGCAAACUUUGGCCCUCCAGGUAUUUUGGACUUCAACUCCCACAAUUCCUAACAACCGGUAAACUGACUUGAAUUUCUGGGAGUUAAAAUCCAAAUCCAAAGUUUGCUCAUGUCUGUGUUAAACUGUAGCUUGUAGAUUACCCCAACUAGCUCUUCAGAUCUACCAUGUCCUCUGCUCUGUAUGUUCAUAACCAUACAAUCAAAUAACCCUCUAAUAUCUUCAGCAAAGCUGGGCCUUUCUCCAUGUGGGGUUUAUUCCUGACAUCCUGUCAGUCAACAUUUCUUCUAUUUUCUCCCUCUCUUCCCCACUAGCAUUAUAUAUGCUGUUCACUCAUCCUUCAGUCAACAGGGAUUUUUUGUGGAAAAUGUCAAUAAAGAAGGAUUUUAUAUGUUCUUGUUAGAAAACACUAAGCCAUUAUAACAAUGAGAUGUAGCAGUGAGUGGCAAGCAAAGGUUCAAUCUGUGAACGGAGGGUGGAGAAUUUCUAAGAGGCCUCUGUGUAACCCAGUCAUAUUUUCCCAAGGUUCUUAUAGAAACAAUGAAGUCUGUGCAGAGACACAAAAGGAUAGCAGUCAGGUACAGUGGCAUUGUGCCUUGGUCCCAGCAACUGGUGAGAGCCCCCCCCCCCCCAUCCCAAUACCAGAGGCUGUGUAUAGGGCAGCAAGAAUUUUCUGGACUCAAUCUCCUCCCUCACUCCUAUUCCCUUCCUUUGUGUUUUUGUCUUUUUAAAUUGUAAGUGGGAUAGCAGGAAACCGAGUGCUUUUUUGACUGAAGUACAAAAGUGCAAAUAAAAGAAAGAAACACACGAGCAAGCAGCUGGCUAUAAAAUGUUAUUGUAAUAUGCUUCAGAAUAUACACUUACUUUCAGACUGUUGGGAUUCACAGUGUGAAGAAAACAUAUGGAUUGUUUGUCAAGGGCAUUUCAGGGAAACCUCCUGAAGUUUAAGAGAGAGAAGGUUUGAUGACAUCAAAGACAGCAAGAUCACAGCAACCUUUCUGACAAGUGAUGCACGUUUUGAAGUGGGAGAGAGAUCUACUUGCUGGGGCGCAGGAGUGGGCUGAUUAUCAACGGGAAGCAGGGAAUAAAUAAGGAAGAAUCUCAGGCAGUCACGUUUCAUGGGAAGUGGUUGUUCCAACCCCUUUUCCUCAAUGACUGUUUAAAAGUAUUGGGGAAAACUUCCUAAUGGUAAGAGCCAUUUGAUGGUGGAAUAUAUUGCCUUGGAGUGUGGUGGAGGCUUCUUUUUUUUUUUUUUGGAAGUUUAUAAGCAGAAGCUGUAUGGCCAUCUGUCAGGGGUGCUUUAUUUGUGCAUUUCUGCAGGCAGAAUGAAGUUAGAUUUAAUAGGUUUUUGUGGCCUCUUCCAAGCCUAUGAUUCUGCUUUCUAAACAGCACUAUUGGUACUCUCAUGAGGAUAUACAGUGUACAAAGCUUGAAAAGGUUACUGUUUGAAUGACAACUCCCAGAAGCCCCUAGCCAGCACAGAAUGGACAUACUGAGCUGGCAUACUGAAAGAUAUAGUCCAAAAGAAUAAUUUAUCCAAAUUUAGACAGAACACAUAAAUGCCAGUAAUAUCUAGUUUCAAUAAGAUGGCAUCACUAGUAUCAUGCUAACCUGGCAUGGGAACUAAAUGGCCAGUUUCUAUUGACCCAAAGCAAUCAACCUAUUUUGAGGAUAUUCUUAACAGGAAAAACUGAUAGCAAGAGAGGGCAGAUCUCCUCAGCCACUCCCAGUUUUUGUGGUUGUAUGUAACAAGAAACCAAAAGAACACUAUAAUUUGAGUCAGACUAAGGAUGAAAGAACAGGGUUUUUUUUACUCUGUAGGGCUAACAUAUUGAGGUGGUUGCUGUUUCCCUGGAGAUAAUGAGUUGUGGGAGCAGCAGCCUAGUGUGAGCUGUCAGAGUGUUUAAGCUAUGCCUCCACCAAUUCUCCACCUGCAGAUUUGUAAAUGAAUGCAAAUAAAUGCCAAGAAUCCUCAGGUAAUCUCCUUCCAAAGAAAUGCAAGGCUGGAACUUCUCACUGUCUGGAGUAAAGGGAGCCACUUAACAGUACAACUGUGGAUGAGGUGCCAUCCAAAUGAAAUUUGAAGAAUGUGAAGCAAGGAUUGUUUCCUGUUUCAAACACGCUAAUACUGACCCCUUUUUUAAAAACUGCUUAUUUGUAUGACAAUUUAAAAAGAGGAGUGCCUCUGCUAAUGUCAGUCUCCAUCUCGUAGGGUGAAGAUGUUGAAAGAAAAUGUAGGCGAUGAAUCCAUAUAGAUGGUGUCUAUGUCUAUAUCUUAAAUUGCAUAUCAUAGUAGGCAUCCAGUAUUACACAUGGGUUCUAAACUCUAUGUUCAGCUAUCCCAGAUUUGUACUUUAGUGAUGCACUGCCACUAUUUGGCAGAGAAGGCUAAAGACCUUGUAAAGCUCUAAUUCCUGUGAUCCCAUAGCAUUGGGCCAUGGUAGUUAAAGUGGCAUAGAAUUGCAUUAAUUCUACAGUGUAAACAACUCCAAGUCAAGCAGAGUGCUUCAGAAUGACAUAGCCAGCCCCUUCCCAUCCCAGAACUGUGGUAUAACAAAGAGUUGCUCAUUGGACUUUAAAAUGGGUGUUAGGGUUCUGUUCCUUAGGUUAGGCUCUCAGUCCCUUUUAAAUAUACUACGCACUAGUUGUGUUCUGACUAGGUAGUCGCCAGCCUUAAACUCCCAUCUCUUGGUAUACCUUUAGACAGAGGAGGUUCUACCACCAGGCAAACUAGGCAUUUGCCUGUGGCGCCAUGUUGUUGGGGGCGCCAUCGAGGCAACUCCUGUCUCCUGCGGCAGACAGGAGCCUAGGAAGACAAUAUGGUUUUUGGGAAGCCUGUGAAGUAAGUAUUGCUUAUCUUACCUAACUUGGGUGAAUUAAUUUAAUGCAUACACACUUAUUUAAUUGAAUGUUCAUUUUCUACUGUUACUUUUUAAUUUAUGGAGCUUGUUUUAAUUCAUAGGUGAGCCACUUUUGGCCCCAUUUAUGAGAAAGGAGGGAAAUUGUUAAAUAAGUCCUAGUACCUUCAUUUAUAAGUAGAUUUUCCCAAGGAUUAAAGUUUUAACACCUGUAUGCAACUAUUUAGUUUAGCAGAGAUAUAGAAUCUACACUUUCUAAUGGAUGUGCAAGGCAGAGAUGGCAGUAAUGAAUGUCCAGCACUUCUGGAAAAUGUCAGUUUGAGAAAAUCUGACAUACAUUGUUAGAAAUAAUUGUACUGAUUCAGACUACUGGGUCAUCCAACUCAGCCUCCUCCUCCUCCUCUGUAGGAAGUCUAGGAAGCAAGGCAAGUUGGGCUUCCUCCCUGGGGGCAUCCUUGGUUGGGGGGUGUUAGUUGGCCCUGAUUGCUUCCUGUCUGGAUUUCCCGUUUUCAGAGUGUUGUUUAUUUAGGCUUUUCCUUAAUCCCUCCUUAUUAUCCAACAUUUUUGCUUAUCCAACACUUUUAUUUUUCGGUGAUUUUUUUCCGGGGGGGGGGGCAAAAUUUAUGUUCGCCUACACUUGAAAAUUACCUUGGACCAGCUCUGUUUUUAGACCAGUGGUUCUCAACCUGUGGGUCCCCAGAUGUUUUGGCCUUCAGCUCCCAGAAAUCCUAACAGCUGGUAAACUGACUGGAAUUUCUGGGAGUUGUAGGCCAAAACACCUGGGAACCCAUAGGUUGAGAACCACUGCUUUAGACAAAUUUCAGGUACAAGACAAUAUAGUAAUACCUGCUGUCAAAGGGCAAGCUCUAUUUCCUUUUACUUGGAGGACAGUUUGGAAAGUCAGUCUUUUUUUAAAUUCACAGUAGAUGCCUGCUCAGUUUGCAUAAAGCUCUCAGUCAAAAAGGAUAAAUUAGGUCUUAAUACUUUUAACUGAAAGUUAUUAUCCCAUUCAUAUGGAGAUGACUAUAAAGCCCUUAUAAUACCUGCCUGUGUGCUCAGGGGAUUUCAGUGUCAGAUUCAGGAAAGAAUAUGCAAUUAGCUUGGCACUUUGAAUCGUUAGAAUGCCCUUGAUGUUGCCAGGGUUUGGGCCACUCAGAAGAAAGAGGAAGAGGGCUGCAGAUCUUUCCUAAAUACUCAGAUUCCCCAUAUUGCCUUAUCUACCCUAUAACUGCUGGCAGGGGGGAUUAAGUAAACUAUUGUCCAAAAAGGAACUUUUCAAAAAUCUGUCCAGGUUGCAUUGUAGUCCUCACCAACAUUUGAAAAAUAAAUCUGAUUUAAAAAAAGCCAGCAAAUGUUUAAAAUGUGUUUAAAAUUAAUGAAUUUGUCUUAGUGGCUAACUUGCUACCUCCCCUUUUUUUGAGGUGAGGCUAUCAUCAUCAUCAUCAUCAUCAGCAUCACCAUCACCAUCAUCAUCUAUACCCCACUUUAUCUCCCCUGAAGGGGACUCAAAGCGGCUUAACAUAAAAGCAUCAGCAUGACCAUUUAAAAAUUACAAAUAUAUGAACAUUAAAACAAUUAAAUAUAAAUAUAAACCACAGCACCCCCUGAAUUGAUCUUAAAUACCUUCAUCUUUAAAAGCCUGCCUGAAUAAAAAAGGUUUUAGCCUGCUGCCAGAAGGACAACAGGGAGAGGGCCAUUUUGGCUUCUCUAGGCAGGAAGUUUCAGUCGAGGGGCAGCUACCGAGAAGGAAGGCCCUUUCUCUCAUUCCCACCAACUGAGCUUGAGAUGGAGGUGGGACCGAGAGAAGGGCCUCUCCUGAAGACCUGGGCAUGUUUAGCCUGAAGAAGAGAAGGCUGAGAGGAAACAUGAUAGCCAUGUAUAAAUAUGUGAGGGGAAGUAAUAGGAGCAAGCUUGUUUUCUACUGCCCUGGAGACUAGGAUGGAACAAUGGCUUCAAACUACAGGAAAGCAGACUCCACCUGAACAUUAGGAAGAACUUCCUAAUUGUGAGAGCUGUUCAGCAGUGGAACUCUCUGCCCUGGACUGUGGUGGAGGCUCCUUCUUUGGAGGAUUUUAAGCAGAGGCUGAAUGGCCAUUUGUUGGGGGUGCUUUGAAUGCGAUUUCCUGCUUCUUGGCAGGGGGUUGGACUGGAUGGCCCAUGAGUUCUCGUCCAACUCUACUAUUCUAUGAUUCAGGAUCCAGGCCAGUUCAUAUAAGUUAGGGCUUUAAAGGUCAUAACCAGCACUUUGAAUUGUGCCCGGUAAGAGACUGGCAGUUUGCUGAACACUGGGCCACUUGUUGGGAUUUUUUUCCCAUUCACUUAAUGUACAGUAUCUCUGUCUCUUUAAGAUAACCAUUUUUUGGGAUCUUUUUGAAUUAGACUUUGGAGCUUAACCUGUUCUUAGCAAAGACAAUGGCCCAAAUCCUGUUGUUAGUUCUAGCUAGAAUAGAUCCACUGAAUCAAUACAAUUUACUUAAGUGUGAUUUCAGUGGAUCUACUGUAGUUGGGAUUAUCCAAUAGGAUUCAGAUCUAUCAAAAUGAUGUGUACAUACCUUAAGGCCCAGGUGUUGGCGGUGGCCAGGAAGGCCUUCGCACAGUUAAAACUCAUGUGCCAGCUGCACCCAUACCUUGAGAAGCCUGAUCUGGCCAUGGUAAUACAUACCUUAGUCACAUUCAGGCUAGAUUACUGUAAGGCACUCUAUGUGAGGCUGCCCCAAAAGACCAUUUGGAAACUUCAGCUGGUUCAAAGGUCAGCUGCUAGACUGCUCAUGGGAGCGGGAUAUAGAGAAAGAACUACUCUACUCCUGAAGCAGCUGCACUGGCUUCCGGUUUUUUUCCAGGCGCAAUUCAAGGUGCUGGCUUUAACCUACAAAGCCCUAUAUGGUUCAGGCCCAGCCUACUUGAAGGACCGUAUCUCCUUUUACCCUGAGACCCUCAGGAGAGGCUCUUCUCUUGGUCCCACCACCAUUGCAGGCAUGUUUGGUGGGAACGAGAGAGAGGGCCUUUUCGGUGGUGGCUCCACGGCUCUGGAACUCCCUCCCUAAUGAUGUACAAUCAUCCCCCUCCUUAAUGGCCUUUCGUUCGCAAAUUAAACCUUUCUGUGCAGCCUAGCCUUCCCAGACAAAUGAAAUCAGGCACUGCCAGUAGGUUAAACCACAGAGGAAGGCAAUGACAAAUGACCCCCAAAAAUCCUAUGAUAGAUUUGUCUUUAGUUUUGCCAUAAUUCAGAAAUGUCUUGAAGGUACACAACACCAACAGCUGUGCAAACAUCUGACGUGCAUACCUGUAUUCAUAUUUAUAGACAGUUACAUUUGGGAAAGCAUGGCGAAUGAUAUAGCGAGGAUACAGCUCAAGGAGAAAUUGCAAGGAAGGGACAAUUCUACCUAAGUUCUGUGAAACUCAUUUUGAUAUAGGAAUUAUGCUUGGCUACAGCAGUGUUACCUGAGGGUAAGUCUGGCUUUUAAAGCUUAAAAUCCCCUUGUAGGAAAGGGGUUUGCAGAAUGAAGGAUGAAAAGUGAAGAUUUGUGUCUAUUCUGCAAACAACCUCCUAAGCAGUGGAUUUACUAAAAGGGUGGGAAUCAUAUAAUACUUCACAUCUUGUAGGUCCCAGUAGUCCUGGCCAGCAUAGACAGUAGUAUGGAAUGCUAGAUUUAGUUUGGAGGGAUUUCCAGUACUUUUCCACUGGAAACACACUUUCCUCCUCUCCCUCAUUUUAAAAUUCUGUAUGUAAAAAUAAAUCAAUUUCAUAUUCUCA
Molecule: messenger RNA, 8703 nt
Organism: Anolis carolinensis (green anole)
Lineage: Eukaryota; Metazoa; Chordata; Lepidosauria; Squamata; Anolidae
Product: probable transmembrane reductase CYB561D1
Exons: 4
Coding region: 708-1382 (224 amino acids)
Molecular function (GO): transmembrane monodehydroascorbate reductase activity; heme binding
Source: RefSeq, a predicted model, not a curated record